Molecule: messenger RNA, 3222 nt
Organism: Cyprinus carpio (common carp)
Lineage: Eukaryota; Metazoa; Chordata; Actinopteri; Cypriniformes; Cyprinidae
Source: RefSeq, a predicted model, not a curated record
ACACACAAACACAAACACACACACACAUACACACUUAUGCUUAGGAAAAAGAACUGUAGUGAUGAUGAGAGAGCUUUCUAGACCAAUGCUCCUUCUAUGCGGUCUCUAUAGCAUUCCGUCCGGUUAUUGUAAUGAAAUCUACAUUGCUUAUGAACUAAGCUGUGUUAUGGAGAGAGUGUGUAUAGCACAGCCCAUCUCUGGCGACUCUCCAGGUACCGUUCUGUUUUAGUGGCCUUUAGAGUUCAAAGACUGACCAUACCUCCUUCUGAAGCGGUCACAGACCGGCCUGCCUCUCUGAAGCCAUGCAGAACUCUGAAACUCUGCUCAAACUUCUCUGCUGUGUAGGUAUCAUGCAGCAAAUGACUUUAGUAAUGGGUCAGUUGACUGGAGAUGACCUCAACUUUCCUGAUCACAAAUCCCGUUGUGCCCAGGAGUCACAGACACUAGCAAAUGGAUCUUUGGAAAGACCAUCCAAAUCAGAGAUGCCAACUUUGAGGUGCCAUGUUGAUUCUGCAUAUGAGACAAAAUCUGAAUGGCCUGAAGUUUCUAAUUUUGACCAAGAGAAAGCAGGCGGAGGUGGGAUAUACAAGAAAGAGACCUUCAUUUCCUCUCUCACAGUCCAGCCCACCAAAACAAUUCAACCAUUUAUUUUUCCAGAGAUCACAAGCAUGCUUCGCCCUGAACACAAGCCUGAACCUCGGACCAUGAGCUUGAGAAAUAUCGAUUCUACAGCAGGUAGUUAUGUCUCACAGUCUGAGGAGUCUUCCAAGAUGAGCACUGAGGUCAAAUCAGAGGUCAAAAGUCAGACCAAAAAGGAGCCCUUGCAGACACUACAGUCAUCUGUCUCAGCUCUGAAGAACAGUACAGAGCUUGCCAUUUCGAUGAACACAAAGCCAGUGGAAAUAUCAAAUGUCUAUUCGACUGAUAUUUUAGAUACAGUCUAUGACGCGUCACGGACAAAAUCGGUUAAGGAUUCAAUCACAGCGCCAAGUGGUUCACCUCGAAACCUGACCAGCGUUACCAUGGAAACCAGCACCGGCAGCGCCUCAGUCGAUAAAGUAAAGUCACAGGAGAAGAAUAAAGAAAUCAGAGCGACUAGUCGACCCACGACACCGAUGCAAAAGCAACCUGUAGCAGUUGCUCAGCAAAUGCCUUUUCAUCAACCUGGAAGUCCCAGAGCUGAAAGAGAGGAAGCUAGUACUGCACUGAGAGAGAGCAAGCAAGAACAGAUUAAAGAUACAGAUGCGACUCCACAAAUUAGACAGGAUGAUCUCAGUUAUAGAAGUGAACAAAAAGCCCCUGUGAUUGAAGAAUCAGUGACUGAUGAUUGUUAUUCAGGUGAUAUUGGUGCCUGUCCAGUUCGCCCUACCACUGUGCCAUAUACAACAACAGAGACCCACUCUAAUCAGAUGCAUGGAAACAUAAACAGAGAAGGAGGUUUACACACAACGGGUUUCAGAGGCCCAAGGGGAUAUCAAGGCCCACCUGGCUUGCCAGGCCCUCCAGGUGAAAAAGGAGACAAAGGCUACGCAGGAGUGAUGGGCCGGACAGGCCAGACAGGGUACAGAGGACCGAUUGGACCACCCGGCAUGCCUGCUAUUAUAGUCUGGUACACGUCAGAAGAAGAAUGGCAAGCAUUCAAGAAAAAUAAAUUCUACAAAAAACUAGUGUCAUUGUGGCCGAGAGUGAAGGGAUUACCAGGACCUUUGGGACCACGUGGAGAUCCUGGACCACCCGGGCCCCCUGGAGUUUCAGGCAAACAGGGGGAAAAGGGAGAGCCAGGGUUACUUGGAAGAAUAGGACCAGUUGGAAUGCCAGGGCCACCUGGGAGAUCAGGACCAGAGGGCACAGCUGGGAAGGAUGGGGAGAUGGGGCCACCAGGACCACCUGGGGAGGAUGGUCCAAAAGGUUAUGCAGGAGAGAAAGGCAGUACAGGGGAGGUGGGUGAGUGGGGUGAUCUUGGCGAACCGGGGCCUCAGGGAACCAAAGGAAGGAAAGGAGAGAUGGGAAAAAAGGGACAGAAGGGCCUAGCAGGGGUAGUAGGAUAUAUUGGGCUCCCUGGACCUAGAGGACCACAGGGAUUCAUGGGCCCACCUGGUGCACCGGGACAUACAGGGGGGCUUGGGUUCACUGGAUCACCUGGUCCACUAGGUCACACAGGACCGAGAGGGUUGAAGGGAGUUCCAGGCGUCAACGGACCCCCUGGACAACUUGGUGAAAUGGGACCAAGGGGACCGCCUGGCAAACCAGGAGAGGAAGGGCCUGAUGGUAUUAUCGGUAUUCCUGGUGUUCCUGGACCACAGGGAAAACUAGGUGGCUAUGGACCACCAGGUCAAAAAGGAGACCCUGGAGAUACAGGAAUUGAGGGAGACAUUGGGAGUCCAGGACCACCGGGUAUAAAAGGUGCCAAUGGCAAAACAGGAAAACAUGGACCCUCAGGUGAUCCAGGUCUGAAAGCACAGCGUGGAAUGAAAGGAGAUCCUGGCCAAAAGGGAGAUCAAGGUCCUCUGGGGUUGCCAGGUAAACAGGGAUUCAAAGGCAGAGGAGGGCGGUCUGGUGUACAGGGAGAGACUGGCCCUACUGGACCUGCUGGUUUACCAGGGCCCACGGGCUAUGAUGGUCCUAUUGGAGAUCCGGGGAGAGAGGGAAAAGAUGGACUUAAGGGAGAGAGAGGCCCCCCUGGUAUCCAAGGUGUUCCUGGACCACGAGGUGACAAGGGUCGGACUGGCCGAGGGGGAUUUGCUGGUUUUCUAGGACCUCUGGCAAGUAUGAUUUCUUAAAUUAAGCUGCAAGACAUAAUUACAAGGGCAAGAACACCAAUUCAAAAAUUCACCAUUUUUUUAAAUUAAAUAAUUGAGUAGAUUUGUUUUAUCAUAGCACCUCUAGUGGUAAUUUUAGAAAAAGUACAAAGGAUCAUUGAUAUACUAGUAUAAUUUUUGUUAAUAUUUUGAAGUAGAUUAUAUUUUUAUAAUUAUUGUUUUAAUAAUUUUGUUGUGUUUUUGUGAUUUUUUUUUAUUAGUUUUUUUUAUAUAUGUCUACAUAGUUUUUAGUUCACCUAUAACUAUUACCUAAACCCAUUGUUACGUUUGACCAGUAGGUAGCACUGCAAACAAAUUUACAUGGUAUUCACAGACCACCGUGGCAAUAAUACACUUCACCAAAGGUUAUUUAUUUAUUUAAUUUUUAAUAACCACAAUUCUGGGGCCUAUAUACUUCCAGACA